UCGUGCCAUAUUGACACACGACAGAAAUGGACGCGGGGUUUUUCCGCGGCACCAGUGCGGAGCAGGAUAACCGCUUCAGCAACAAACAUAAGAAGCUGUUGAAGCAGCUGAAGUUUGCAGAAUGUCUGGAGAAGAAGGUGGAUAUGACCAAGGUCAACCUGGAAGUCAUCAAGCCCUGGAUCACCCAGCGUGUGACUGAGAUCCUUGGCUUUGAGGAUGACGUUGUCAUCGAAUUUGUCUUCAACCAGCUGGAGGAAAAGGCCUGAACCAAUAUGGAUCUUAUUCCUUGCAUCUGAAGUAUAGCACCAACUCCUAAUUAGAUCUCACCUGAGCCCAAAGUCUCUCUGAAUCCAACUCUCCCUUGAUGAUGAGCUUUAUUUUUUGAGAACCCGGAUGGGAAGAUGAUGCAGAUUAAUUUGACAGGGUUUUUGAACGGGAAGAACGCUCGAGAAUUCAUGAAGGAUCUCUGGCCGCUGUUGCUAAGUGCCCAGGAGAACAUCGCUGGUAUCCCGUCUGCUUUCCUGGAGCAAAAGAAAGAGGAGAUCAAACAGAGACAGAUUGAACAGGAGAAACUCGCCUCUCUAAAAAAAAUAGAUGAUGAUAAAAGGGAGAAGGAGAUCAAAGAGCGAGCUCAGUCAAAAAGCCCUAAACGGAGGAAGUCCCGUUCCCCUGUGAAGCGUGACCGUAAAUCCAGUCCCACUCGAUCUCCUCGCCGAAAACCGAGCCCGGCUGCCUUGCCUUCUUCUAGUCCGCCCAAUAAUAAAGAAGAACCAAAGCAAGAACCAGACCAAUCAGAGAGCUCCAAACCAGAGCCUCUCAUUGAGGAGGCUUCCUCUACAAGUGAUCUGGUGGUUGAGAUGAAGCCGGACUCCGUGUCUGAGGCUGUGAAAGAGUCCUCUCCAGACAAAACGUCAAAAUCAGAAGACAGGCCCAAACCCAGAGACAGGGACCGAGAUAAAGAUGGACGGAGAGAUCGCCCACGCCACCGCUCUCGCUCUCGAUCACCUCGAUCUCGCAAACGUCCUCGGACCCGCUCUAGGUCGUUCUCUCCUCGCCGCAGAAGUCCCAGGAGGCGAAUCUCUCCGAGACGUAGGAGCCCCCCUAGACGGCGACCUCCCUCUAGACACAGACGUAGCCGUUCACCUGUCCGCAGGCGGCGCUCUCGCUCCCGGUCCUCCUCAGGCAGCUCCUCCUCUCGGUCACCCCAUAAGAGACCAGGGAAGCGUAGGUCAGCUACACCGCCCAGAAAACUUCCACGCCGCUUAGACCCCGUCAGCCCCUCCAGAAGACGAGGCCGCAGUCCUUCAGGACCAGACACCAGCCCUUCAGCUGUGAAGCACAGGCCUGGUGGAAGAAAUGACACUCCUUCUCCAAAACCCAGACGGUCCGAUGCAUCAGAGUCUGAAGAGGAGAAGGUGGGCAAAGGGUCAACAGCAGAUUCUGUCCAGCAGCGUCGUCAGUAUCGGAGACAGAAUCAGCAGUCCUCUUCAGACACUGGUUCAUCCUCUUCCUCUGAAGAUGAAGGUCCAAGGAGGCAAAAUAGAGGGGCAGGUGCCAGGAAUGGGGAAAUCAGAAGGCGGCGGAGCCAUUCUCCUGCAUCACCACGGAGGCGACACAGAGAUGCAUCCCCAAGAAAAAGACGUUCUCCAUCACCUGCUGGCCGCAGACAUCGUUCACCAUCUCCUGUUCGCCGUCGCAGGUCACCCUCUCCUCCCCCAAGGCGCAGAUCUCCAUCUCCACCUCACCGGCGUUUCACUCCUCCCAUCCAGCGCAGAUACAGUCCCUCCCCUCCCCCAGCUCAAAAAAGACGCUCAUCAGGGUCUCCUCCCAAGCGUAGAAGGUCUCCAUCCCCUGUAUCCAAGAAUAGAGGGUCUCUUUCACCUGUGUCCAAAAGGAGAGGAUCUCUUUCACCCAUUUCAAAACGCAAAGGUUCUCCUUCACCCUUGUCCAAGAGGAGAGGGUCUCUUUCACCUGUUUCAAAACGCAGAGGGUCUCCUUCACCCGUUUCAAAGCGCAGAGUGUCUCCUUCACCCAUGCCCAAACGCAGAGUGUCUCCAUCGCCAGUGACCAAGCGCAGGGCAUCUCCUUCACCAGUGACUAAGCGCAGGGCAUCUCUCUCUCCAGUGGCAAAGCGUAGAGGAUCGCCCUCCCCUUUGGCCAAACGUCGCUCCUCUCGAUCCCCCAAACGGAACCGUGGCAGUAGUCCAGGAAAAAGACGUACUCCGCCCACUUCUGCUUCGCCUCCACCCCGCCACCGUAGAAGCUCUCCAAAUCCCUCUGCAGCCCAACGGGGCAGAGAUGCCCGCUCCUCUCCCCCUGCCCAUGCUACACGAGUGUCUUCCAGUCCUCCGGCUCGAUACGGCCCCUCGAGUUUAUCCCCGCAGAGACAAAGACGCCAGGCGUCCCCGUCUCACAGCACCAGACCGAUUCGCAGGGUUUCCCGCACACCAGAACCACGCAAAUCUCAGAGAGGUUCUCAGAGCCCACAGCCUGUAAGGAGACAGGUUUCACAUUCACCAUCUGCUUCUCCUCCUCCUCCUCCUCCCACCGCUCACAAGCGACCAGCUUCAGUCUCACCCUCUCGCUCUGCUAGCCGCUCACCACCUCCACCUGCCAAAAAGAACAGCAGUGUCUCCCCGAGCCCAUCACCUAACAAGAACUCAGAUGUAGAAGGUGGUAAGAAGAAGAAAAAGAAGAAAGAGAAGAAACACAAGAAAGAGAAAAAACACAAGAAGCAUAAGAAACAAAAGAAGGAGAAGAGUGGCGAAGAAAAGAGCGGAGGGGUGGCAGGAGCACACGGACAGGAAGCAGAGCCAGACUCUGACCAGAAAAAGGAAUCAGAGAGUGAAGUAGAAGACAGUUUGGAUGAUCUGGAGAAGCACCUACGUGAGAAAGCUCUCCGCUCAAUGAGGAAGGCCCAGAUGUCUCCAUCUCAGUCCUGAGGGAAUAUCUACCACACCCUACAUUUCCCUCUUUUUCUUCCACUCUCUGCAUUUUAAAUGUUUGAUGUUGGUUCAGCUUUAGAAUGUACAAAUUGUUAAAAUUCACCCUAGACUUUUGUUUGUUUUGGAUUUUCUUUGGAAUGUUUAUUGCUGAGGAGUUUUAUGAUGUGAAAAUGAUUGAGCAGCUGAAGCUUCUUGAUCAAAAUUUGUCCUUCUCCAACCUUAAAUACUGUCAACGACUGUUUAUCCAAAAACACACCUUUUUUAGUCCCCAAUUGCUCUUCAUGAUUCCUGUUGCUUUCAUGGCCAUGAUGAAGCAAGCUUAUUUGCUGUUCUGAGUUAAUAAUGUACAAGUUGGCCUAUGGAUUCUCGCUUCACUCCAGCAGGACUUUUUACGAGCGUUUUGUUUGCAUGGACGGCAGACCCGAGCGUAUUUGUCCUCUAGUGUGCAUGAUCCAUAAACCAAAACACCCAGAGAGCUGAUCCAGCAGGCUGCUCUGUUCAUCUGAGCAUUGUGGUAAUGCUCCAGAGCUCUACUGUGCACAUGAGAACAAAUUAGAAAAGUCUGUUUUCAUUCUUUAUUUUUGCUUUAUAUUUUUUGUAACCUAAGUUGUGUUUGGAAUUGUUGAUCCCUGCAGUAAUUUCUGGCUUUGAACAGUCACAUUAAAAUGAAAGAAAAUGUUUGUCUCAAA
Messenger RNA from Pimephales promelas (fathead minnow), 3634 nucleotides. The record is from RefSeq and is a predicted model, not a curated record. Lineage: Eukaryota; Metazoa; Chordata; Actinopteri; Cypriniformes; Leuciscidae.